AUGGGUAGGCGCGCUGGCUGGAGGACUCCCGACAGGCCAAACUCGGCCAGGCCUCUUUUGCUGCUUUUACUACCGCCACUCCUCUGCUGCUUGCUGGUGGUGCUGCAGCUCCACUUCGCUUCUAUACUUGGCUCGACCGGCUUGUUACGUGAGUAUUUUCCAUUUUGCCGCUCUCUUUGUCAGCGCGCCGAUCGUGAAUCUGACCAAUCACACGCCCAACACAGCCUCCUGGAAACAGGAAGUACACCCCUUAUCAGAAACACUGCGGCUCAGCAGCUUGCGGAUGUCCAGAAACAACAUCCAGAUGAGCUGUUCAAUCUGCUGGGUCGAAUCUUGCCAUAUCUGCGGUCGAGGUCAUGGGACACCAGGACUGCAGCUGCGAAGGCAAUCGGCGGUAUUGUCGGGUAUGCUGAACGUUUUGAUCCCAAUGCUGAUGAAGGCCUCAGUUCCGUAGAGGACGACGUUGUUGGAGAUGAAGAUGUACCCUCAACUGCCAAGAAAGAAGAGCACAGGGACACAGCGGAGAACGCUGGUCCUGAAGACCUUCUCGACUUGGACUCUCUUGAUAUCAGCUCAAUCCUGAGGUUUGGGCACAAGCUCUUAGGUAGCGCGGGUAAAGAGUAUGAAUAUUCUCUUGCUGGGUUGGAUGCGGCCUCUCGGCUGCAGCACCAGAAAAGGACACUGUCGUCGCGCUUAGGUCUUGGGGGGGAGUAUAUGGAGGAGGAUUUAGUCAAUGAGGCUGAUUUCGCUUCUCAACCAUCACGCAAGGGCUCUGAGGCUAAGCUCGAGAUUGCAAUCCCGCCCCCCUCUCGCAAAGGUAGUACGUUCAGUAAUCCGUCCCAUUCCAUGGCUUCCCCACAUGACCCUAUGCAGGCGACUCCCACCAACGGAGAUGACCAAGGGCUCAGCAAACGGCAACUGAACCAGCUGAAGAGAAAGAAUAAACAAAAUGCCAAAAUGGGAGCCAAUAAAAUCCGAGUCGUCGACCUGGCUGUCCGGAAGCAUCCUGAUGUCGUAGCUACACCUGUUACCGCUUCCACACCGCAUGCUAUCAAAAAGGAGGAAAAUGGCGACGAGAGCAAUGGCGACAAGAAGAUGGAUUAUUUUUCGCUGGAAAGGACUGAACCAGACGAUGAUAGUAAAAUCGUCUCCGAAUUCAAAGGUCCCAUGGUGCCCGAGAAACCUCCAAUUCAAACUGACGCGGAAGAAGAGGGUUUGGAAUGGCCCUAUGACCGCAUGUGUGAAUUUCUGAUGGUUGAUCUGUUUGACCCCAGCUGGGAAAUUCGCCAUGGUGCAGCCAUGGGUCUGCGAGAAGUCAUCCGUGUCCAAGGAGCUGGAGCCGGGCGGGUUCGUGGUAAAGGGAGACGCCACAACGACGCGCUUAACCAUCAGUGGCUAAAUGAUUUAGCCUGCCGACUUCUUUGUGUCUUCCUGCUAGAUCGUUUCGGUGACUAUAUUUCGGAUAAUGUAGUCGCCCCGAUCCGUGAAACGGUCGGCCAGACUCUGGCUGCUCUUCUAUUACAUUUACCCUCCAAGUCUUUGACUUCUGUUUAUCGCAUCCUGUACAGAAUGAUCAUGCAAAAUGAUCUCGGCCUCUCUAGUCCUAUAUGGGAAGUGUGCCAUGGCGGUAUGAUCGGACUAAAGUAUUUGGUCGCUGUCCGGAAUGACAUUCUUUUAAAAGAGCCUGAAAUCCUUGAUGGAGUUAUUGCUGCUGUGAUGAAAGGAUUAGGAGAUUAUGACGACGAUGUCCGUGCUGUCAGUGCCGCUACAUUAGUUCCUAUCGCAGAGGAUUUCGUGAGGCUUCGACCGGGCUCGCUACACUCCCUGAUCAACAUUGUGUGGGAGUGUCUCUCUAACCUCCAAGAUGAUCUCAGUGCUAGCACAGGAUCUGUUAUGGAUCUGCUCGCCAAACUCUGCACGUUCCCAGAAGUCCUUGAAGCAAUGAAAACAAAUGCUGCCCACGACUCCGAAUCAUCCUUUGAAAACCUUGUGCCGAGACUCUUCCCAUUCUUACGACAUACCAUCACGAGUGUGCGAUCCGCAGUACUUCGAGCUUUACUCACGUUCCUAAAACUCGAUAUUGAAGGACAAAACGCUUGGGCUGAUGGGAAGGCAAUGAGACUUACCUUCCAAAACCUACUUGUUGAACAAAAUGAAGGCGUUCUUAAGUUGUCGCUCCAAGUUUGCUUUGAGCUGCUGCAAGCAUUGGAAGACCGUGGUCUGUUUAAUACUGAUGACGAACUCUUACCAUCUCUACAACCGCUUAUCACGGUAACAAUGAGCCCUUUUGGCGUGCCACGAUACCCUAUCCCUAUGGAUAUUUCUCUUUUCAUUCGCCCAUCUGGAUUACCCUACACAUCCGCUGGCGCUGUUCCAAGGAAGACGUCUCCCACCAGUACAGCCUCCGAACCACCUGCGAAGAGCCGAAGACGGAAGGCCGAGAAAAAGGAUAUGACGGCCAUUUUCACUCAUAAUGUCGAUGGCCACAUGUUGCAAGGUGACAUUGAUCUCGUCGGUGUCGAAACAGUUAUUAGGUCAAAGAUUUACGCUGCAACUGCUUUGGGUCGACUUUUGUCCACUUGGGAUAGCCAUGACCGUUCAAAUCUGUGGGAGACCAUUUUGCCUUCUCUUAAAUCUCCUGGCUCGACUUCGCAGCUAGUGGCCGCAAUGGUCGUCGUUGAGUAUGCGAAAAUCAGAGGCCCAGAAACCAAAUACACCUCUCUGCUAUCACAAUGGCUAAACUCGGUGAUUGAAAAUGAGAGGCCAUUGUGGUAUAGUGAUAUAGCCAGCUAUUUACAUAUUGCUCGUGCACAGUGUCAUUCCCUCCUCAAUGCCUUUAGAGACCAUGCUCACGUUUCACAAUUCUCCCUUCCCAUGCUGGCAGUCGUAGUCCAAGGAGAUCAAGACGCUGGUCCCAAUGCCUUUUCCAUUUCGGAUGCCGAAAAAGUUCUAGGGCCGGAUUUUGAAAGACUGAAAAAGAGCCUUUCCCCAGCACAGAGAAUGACCGCGCUUCAGGUGCUCAAUGAUUCGCGAGCAAGUGCACUAACGGCUGUUGAAGAAGCUAAGGAAGUUAAAGAACAACGUGAUAUGCGAAUUAGAGCCGCUGCAGCAAGUGCGCUUGUCGCUCUUCAUGACAUUCCCAAGAAGCCAAGCCAGAUUAUCAAAGGGAUGAUGGACAGUGUCAAGAAGGAGGAAAACGUUGAAUUGCAGCAGAGAUCUGCGUCAGCUGUUGCAUCACUUGUGCAGUAUUAUACGAGUUCCUCCAAACGGGGCCCUGUGGAUAAGGUAAUUGGGAAUCUUGUCAAGUUUUGCUGUAUCGAUACUUCGGAGACACCUGAGUUCCAUCACAACGCAGGUUUGGAAACUGCAAUUCUAUCGCUUCGUAAGGAAGAGGAUAAGAAAGACCCUGUUGACGCUGCGAGAUUCGAAAAGGAGUCCCGGGAUGCUCGUAUCAUGCGACGAGGUGCCAAGGAAGCAUUGGAACAAUUGGCAAGUAGGUUUGGAGCGGAGUUAUUGAACAAGGUCCCUAACCUUGCAAGUUUGAUUGAAGAUCCCUUACGGAGUGCUCUUGCUGGUGAUCUUCCAUCCGAUAUCAAGGACCCUGACAAUGAAAUCGGUCAGGAAGUCGUUGAUGGAUUAUCGACGCUUCGAGCACUUGUCCCUAAAUUUCAUUCUGGCAUUUAUACCUGGAUUAUGAGCCUUAUGCCCAUCAUUGCAAAAUCUCUGCAGUGCAAACUGUCUGUCAUCCGAUAUGCAGCUGCUAAAUGCUUUGCAACUAUCUGCAGUGUUGUAACCGUUGAGGGUAUGACAAUGCUUGUGGAGAAGGUGCUGCCCAACAUCAACAAUGCGUUGGAUGUCCACUGUCGGCAGGGAGUCAUUGAGUGCAUCUAUCACUUGAUACAUGUCAUGGAAGAUAACAUUUUGCCUUAUGUUAUUUUCCUUAUCGUCCCUGUUCUUGGACGAAUGAGCGAUUCUGACAACGAUGUAAGACUCCUUGCCACAACUGCCUUUGCAACACUGGUCAAACUUGUUCCUCUGGAAGCUGGGAUACCAGACCCACCCGGUUUAUCCGAGGAGCUCUUGAAAGGACGGGAUCGGGAGCGGCAAUUUAUGGCACAAAUGCUCGAUGUCCGCAAGAUCGAACCCUUUGAGAUCCCUGUUGCGAUCAAGGCGGAGCUCCGUUCAUACCAGCAAGAGGGUGUUAACUGGCUCGCUUUCCUCAAUCGAUACCAUCUCCAUGGAAUCCUCUGCGAUGACAUGGGUCUUGGGAAGACGCUUCAAACUCUCUGUAUCGUGGCUAGUGAUCACCAUAUGAGAUCCGAAGAGUUCGCCCGGACAGGCGCACCUGAAGCACGGAGAUUGCCCUCAUUGAUAAUCUGUCCACCAACCCUUUCUGGGCAUUGGCAGCAGGAAAUAAAACAGUAUGCUCCUUUCUUGUCGUGUCUAGCAUAUGUAGGGGCACCCUCUGAACGUUCCAAACUUCGGGGCUCUCUAGGCUCUGUGGAUAUCGUAAUUACAUCUUAUGAUAUUUGCCGGAAUGAUAAUGACGUUUUCGUGCCUCUCAAUUGGAACUACUGUGUUUUGGAUGAAGGACAUCUGAUCAAGAACCCUAAGGCGAAGAUCACACUUGCUGUUAAACGGCUCAAGAGUAAUCAUCGCUUGAUAUUGUCAGGCACUCCGAUUCAGAAUAACGUGUUGGAACUCUGGUCUCUAUUUGAUUUCUUAAUGCCUGGUUUCCUCGGGACUGAGAAAGUUUUCCUGGACCGCUUCGCGAAACCCAUUGCUGCCAGUCAAUUUAGCAAGUCGUCCUCGAAAGAACAAGAGGUUGGUGCCUUGGCUAUUGAAGCGUUGCACAAACAAGUGUUGCCAUUCCUCCUACGGCGAUUGAAGGAGGAGGUCCUGAACGACUUACCGCCAAAGAUCUUACAGAAUUACUACUGCGACCUCAGCGACCUACAGCGGAAAUUGUUUGAAGACUUCACGAAGAAGGAACAGAAAGAUAUCGCAAAGAUUGUCGGCAGUACCGAUAAGGAAGCGAAGCAGCAUAUUUUCCAAGCAUUACAGUACAUGCGUCGUCUCUGCAAUUCCCCCGCCCUCGUCGUCAAAGAAAGUCACAAGCAAUAUGACGAAAUCCAGAAAUCUCUUGCAGCAAAGAAUUCCCAUAUCCGUGAUGUCGCCCACGCACCAAAGCUGAUCGCUCUUCGCGAUUUACUGGUCGACUGUGGCAUUGGAGUUGACCCAUCCACCGAAGGUGAAUUAGACACGGGAGCCAGUUAUGUUAGCCCGCACCGCGCUCUCGUUUUCUGCCAGAUGAAGGAAAUGUUGGAUAUCGUGCAGAACGACGUUCUUAAGAAGCUGUUGCCAUCAGUGCAGUUUCUCCGUCUCGACGGCAGUGUAGAGGCGACCAAACGCCAGAGCAUUGUGAACCAGUUUAAUACUGACCCCAGUUACGACGUUCUCCUGCUCACGACCAGUGUUGGUGGUCUCGGUUUGAACCUUACCGGCGCGGAUACCGUAAUCUUUGUUGAGCAUGACUGGAAUCCGCAGAAAGACAUCCAAGCAAUGGAUCGCGCACAUCGUAUUGGGCAGAAGAAGGUCGUUAAUGUCUACCGGCUGAUAACGAGAGGUACCCUCGAGGAGAAGAUAUUGAAUCUCCAACGAUUCAAAAUCGACGUCGCCUCAACUGUUGUCAACCAACAAAAUGCGGGUCUCAGCACGAUGGACACUGACCAACUACUCGACCUUUUCAAUCUUGGCGAAACGGCUGAGGGCGCUGAAAAACCCAACCAGGACCGUGGAAUCGGCGGUAAUGAGAUUGACAUGGUCGAUAUCGAUGGGGAAGUAAAGGAGAAGGGCAAGAAGGGCUGGCUUGAUGACCUUGGCGAACUGUGGGAUGAUAGGCAGUACCAAGAGGAAUAUAAUCUGGAUUCGUUCUUGGCGACUAUGAAGGGAUAGGAUUUCUUUUCAUGAGUUAGGAAUGCGAAGCCGGAAUUGGGACAUUUUGAUUUGUUUUAUGGAGUUUUCGCACCGGUGGACAGGGCGAAAUAGGGAUUAGUUGAUGAUUGCCUGAUUUAUGUUCUUGCUCCUGUAUUAUCUUGGUGGUUAAUUAUAUACUCCCUUCUUUUCCCUU
Messenger RNA from Histoplasma capsulatum G186AR, 6130 nucleotides. RefSeq names its product transcriptional accessory protein. Lineage: Eukaryota; Fungi; Ascomycota; Eurotiomycetes; Onygenales; Ajellomycetaceae. The coding region runs from base 1 to 5955 and encodes 1984 amino acids. Gene Ontology annotation, molecular function: ATP binding; TBP-class protein binding; DNA binding. The transcript is spliced from 4 exons. The record is from RefSeq and is a predicted model, not a curated record.